Messenger RNA from Nymphaea colorata (pocket water lily), 2279 nucleotides. RefSeq names its product phosphatidylinositol 3,4,5-trisphosphate 3-phosphatase and protein-tyrosine-phosphatase PTEN2A-like. Gene Ontology annotation, molecular function: phosphatidylinositol-3,4,5-trisphosphate 3-phosphatase activity. Gene Ontology annotation, cellular component: cytosol. The record is from RefSeq and is a predicted model, not a curated record. Bases 365 to 2164 code for a protein of 599 amino acids. The transcript has 13 exons. NCBI's taxonomy places the organism in Eukaryota, Viridiplantae, Streptophyta, Magnoliopsida, Nymphaeales, Nymphaeaceae. Gene Ontology annotation, biological process: dephosphorylation.
UUCAGACAAUUGUUUCCUGUCGCUGAUAUAAAGGGAGAGCACGUUCGCACUCGUAACUUAAUCACGAUAGAUUGCAUUCGUUAUUUUUCUACCCAGGCGCUGUCGCAAGGCCAGGAACAAUAUUCCAAGUCUCAGGACGCUAAAAAUGGAGCCGGCGAUGAAUAAACAGAUCGUCUGAGGGCGACAUUCUUGAUCAUCCUCGCGCCUCUUCUUUCUGAAGAUCAGACAGAUAAACGGGCUGUGAACAAAUUAUACAAUUGACAGGCCAACCCCAGCUCCAGCGCAAAUCUCAGGUGUCACCGUUAGCACGUGGAUUUGUAUUAGAUGCAUAUAUAGUGUAUGAGAAAUUGUGCUGCAUAGGCUAAUGGAUGCAGAAGUACCUAGCACGGCAUCUUCUCCUUCAGUUGCAGGCCAAGUUGAUCAGAGCACCAUUGUACCUAGCCAAUAUGCACCUGCUCAAGAAGGCUCUCCAAUGCUGUCUGCAUCUGGUAUAACUUCAUGGGCCAAAAACCUCAAGAUUCCACAGUUCUCAGUUCAAGACGAUUCCGAGACCGGCAAUGCUGGAAAAUCAGCUUUCUCUCGGUUUGCAUCUGGGUUUGGGCUGCGAACACCAACAAGAACUCCUACAGCUGCUGAGACUGAUGAAGGCAACUCUGCAGCUGCAGAAUCUGGUGUUCUAGGUUCAUUAACAAAAGGUUUGGUUGAUUCCUCUAAAAGUGCCGUAAGAGCUGUCCAGACCAAGGCGCGACAUAUGGUUUCUCAGAAUAAAAGAAGAUACCAGGAAGGUGGAUUUGAUUUGGAUAUGACAUAUAUUACUGAGAACAUCAUUGCAAUGGGGUUUCCUGCUGGUGAUAUAAGCUCCGGUAUUUUUGGAUAUGUUGAGGGUUUCUACCGGAACCAUAUGGAGGAGGUAAUCAAUUUCUUUGAGACUCAUCACAAGGGGAAAUACAAAGUGUAUAACCUCUGCUCAGAAAGAUUGUAUGAUGCAUCACUCUUUGAAGGAAAGGUUGCUUCUUUUCCCUUUGAUGAUCACAACUGUCCACCAAUUCAACUUAUUAUCUCAUUUUGCCAAAGUGCUUAUGCAUGGUUGAAGCAAGAUAUUGAAAAUGUAGUCGUCGUCCAUUGUAAAGCUGGCAUGGCAAGGACUGGGUUAAUGAUAUCAAGUUUUCUUCUAUACCUCAAGUUCUUUCCAACUGCUGAGGAGUCAAUUUCCUACUAUAACCAGAAACGAUGUGUAGAUGGGAAAGGACUUGUUCUGCCUAGUCAGAUAAGAUAUGUGAAGUACUUUGAGCGCAUUCUGACAUAUUUUAAUGGAGAAAAUCAGCCAGGGAGGAGGUGCAUCCUAAGAGGAUUUCGUCUUCAUAGGUGCCCCUAUUGGAUUAGGCCCUCUAUUACAAUAUCUGAUCAUAAUGGCAUUCUUUUUUCAACCAAAAAGCAUCCGAGGACCAAGGAUAUGGCGCCUGAAGAUUUCUGGAUUACUGCUCCCAAGAAAGGCAUUGUGGUUUUCGCUUUACCUGGGGAAAGAGGAUUAACAGAGUUGGCUGGUGAUUUUAAGAUCCAUUUUCAUGAUGGCCAAGGAGAUUUUUACUGCUGGUUGAACACAACAAUGAUGGAGAAUAGGAAAACCUUGAACACUUCUGAACUUGAUGGCUUUGACAAGAGGAAACUGCCUUCUCCAGGGUUCCUGGUGGAAGUUGUACUGAUGGACUAUGAUGCUGCCAUUACAUUGCACAACGAAAAAGCCAUGCGCAUGCAGGAUGGGAAGUCUGAAAGCUCCACAAAAGCUCCAGGCAGCUCGCCUCUGGUUCCAAAUCAAAGUGCGGAUGACCAGGAGAGGGAUGAUGUGUUCUCAGACAGCGAGUCUGAAGACGGUGGACAUGUGAAGGGAAAACGUGCUCAAGCCACUACAGAUGGUGUAGGCUCUGCUGCUACUGGGGCAACUGGAGUAACCCCAAGAGAGAUGGAGUCUGUAACUCAUGAAAUAGGGAAUGUUUCUCUUAACAAUGAUGGCAAAAUUAGUGCCUCUGCAGGGAACAAGUCUAGGGAUACCUCGGAGCUUCAGGCCUCAAAAACAGAGCCUGCAGGCAUAAGUGAUUUUAAGGCUAUGGCUGCUGAUGCUUCUGUGUUCACUUUUGGUGAUGAUGAAGACUAUGAAAGCGAGUAGUUGCAUGUCAUUGGACCCAGUGUUUCUUAUUUGGGUUGUGUUCAUAGAGAUUUGUUCUCAUUAAUUUUGAAUUCAGAUAAUGUCAUGCAUUGAAAGAACUGGCUUCUUUUUUAAA